AUGGAAGACUCACUGCCUGAGAUCACAUUACGCCAGAUAUUCAGGCUGAUACAAGAUGAUGAACUGGACAUUGUUUGUCUUCAACUCACUUGCAAGCGAUUCAAUAGAGUGGUGCAAAGGAUGAGACUGUUCUCAACGUAUCCAAUGCCAUUGGUGUUCACCAUCCCAGAUGAACCAACUCUAAUAUCAGCCGUAACAGAGUCCACUGCCCUAUCAAUGUUGAUCAAGAAGGAGCUUGAAGCCGACCAGCAGCAGCUCAACCUCAGCCAAUUCCUCAGGACAAGUAGUGGCAGGAGACAUAUGACUCAACAAGCAUCAGCAUCAUCAACUACGACAUCAACAUCGAGACCAGCCCCAUGGACUCUGUGCGAGGCCUUCACAUAUAAGUCUGCGCCUCAAGUUGUGGACACAUUCUUAUAUACUUCAUUCUCACAACCAGAUGAGGAUACACUUCCAGUCACAUUAACAUCACUUACAUUCAGUGAGCGUUAUAACAAGGAUUUGAUCCCAGGUACACUUCCAAUAUCUUUGACAUCACUGACCUUUGGUGAUAUGUUCAACAAGCCCUUAAUACCGGGAACACUCCCGCCCGCGCUCAAGUCGUUGGCGUUUGGAUGUGUGUACGACAAACCGAUCGCACCAGAUAUACUUCCAUCAUCGCUGACCUCACUCAAGUUUGGAUAUUACUUCAACAAGGACAUCACGCUUGGAUCGCUACCCGAGUCCCUCGCCACACUGGUCUUUGGAUCUUGCUUCAAUCGCGUGGUGACGCCCGGCACACUCCCAUCUAGCAUCACAACACUGAUCUUUGGUCACUCAUUUGGUCGCGCUCAGACCAAUCCGACGAUUGAGUUGCGGUCACUUCCAGACUCGCUCACAACACUGGAGUUUGGAUACAUGUUCAAUCAACCGCUUCAGCCAAUGAUGCUGCCCGGCCGCAUCAGGACAUUGAUAUUCGGACACAAGUACAACAGACCUUUGACCAGUGGCGUACUCCCGGCAUCACUCUACGAGCUAACGUUGGGCUUUGACUAUGACCAACCUGUGAGCCAGGUGGCGUUCCCUAGCAUGCUCACAUCAUUGAUCGUCAAACACAUUGGACAGAGGCGAUAUCUUGAGUGCCAGCCUCAUGCCAUCGAGCGACUAUGCAUUAUGCGACAGAUCAUUGCGUUUGACCCGGCAUCGACGGACAAUGUUACACCGCCCAGUUUGAUAGAGGUGACUGUGACCUCGCAUGUAUUGUACAUUGACACGCCAGACAAGAUGACAGAGAUGCUUCGACGACUACUGCGCAUGUUCCCAGGCGUGCCAACAUAUGUCCUAUUCAUCCAGGACACAUUGUAUCGCAGUUUGAUGAAGCUAAAGUAUCGAGUUGAUCGUGAACAACAUAUGGCCGUGUCUACACUACGCCACCUACUCAUGCCAGAUAUAUUCUUUGACAUUGUAAAUAUGGACCUUUCUGCGGCUACGGUGGCGAUGACAGCAUCUUCCUCCUCAACGACAAUAACAACAAAGACAACAAAGAGUUCACGGUCCAAGCAAAAGGGCUCAAUGGCAGACUCUGUCACGAGGACCAAGCACAAGCCCCGUCUCGGAUUCAUUAGUCUAUUUGGCAAGAAAAAGAAGAGUAGAGUACAACCUCCAUUACAG
This is a messenger RNA of Acytostelium subglobosum LB1, 1650 nucleotides long. RefSeq lists its product as hypothetical. Gene Ontology annotation, molecular function: protein binding. The transcript has a single exon. The record is from RefSeq and is a predicted model, not a curated record. Lineage: Eukaryota; Evosea; Eumycetozoa; Acytosteliales; Acytosteliaceae. The annotation marks the transcript as partial.